Messenger RNA from Symbiodinium pilosum, 2562 nucleotides. NCBI's taxonomy places the organism in Eukaryota, Dinophyceae, Suessiales, Symbiodiniaceae. The record is from the annotation of a GenBank genome assembly.
AUGCUGGACAGCACGGAAGUCGCUGUGCCGAGGCUCAAGGCCAUCAAGUGGUACAGCCAGCAGUUCAGUGCAUUCGGCUAUCGUGAUGAAUGGUUUGCUGAUGCCUUGUCCUACAUGGAUCGACUAGCGGUGGCAAUGCACGACUGUGAGGAGAUGCCCUCUUUGCAGGGGCGGCCGAAACAAGCGGCUGUUUGGACCAUGAGCCACGAACCGCUCUGGCUCGCGAGCAUGUUCAUUGCCCUGAAAAUGUCUGAAGCCGAGCCUGAGCUUGACAUUUCUUUGCUCGACCUUAUCCUGGCUCUUGUGCAGCUAAAGGAAGGCGAGACGACGAGCGUGUACAAGCAAAGGCUUCCAAAGAUCAAGAUGAUGGAGAUCUUUGCAUCCCGACUGCUGGACUACAAGCUGACUGUUCCUACGCCCUUCCAGCUGGUGCAGCACAUGACCAUGGAGAUAUGCCGCAGCGUGCAGAACACGAAGAUGAAGGAAUGGCCUGGCUUCAAGCUGAUGAAGCUUCCCCUCCUCAUGGGCCCACCGCUCAAGAAAAUGACGGAGGAGGAGAUGAAGCAAAGAGCCCUUCCAGCCCGGCAGCUGUGCAUGUUCCAGGUGGCAGCCAACCUCUUGGUGGAGCUUUCAGUCGUACAUCGGCCUGUAGAGGCCUAUGGAAACCAGCUCCCGGCAGCGGCAUUGGCCUUGGCCGUUGUCCAGCUGGCCCUGCAUGGUUUCAAUACGGAUCCACCAGAGGAAUGCAUCGCCAAGCUGGCAGAAAUGAAGGAUCAGCUCACCUUUCCAGACCACGUGACCGAGGAUACUCAGAAGACGCUCAUGGCUUCGCUUUACCGUCUUUGGACUAAUGCCGCUGAGAGCUCUCCAGUUGUGCAGAAAUGGAAGCAGAGACUUCGCAAGGACAACCCCACAGCUACCUUGCCUACGGCACCUCCUAAGGAUAAGCUUCCGGAGGACCUCCAGGAGUGCUUGGAAUACUCCACUCCGUUGAGGCUGGGGGCGAAGAAGGAGCCAAAAGUUCUCUCAGCCACGCCUUGCCGCAUGCCGCAGCCAGAGAAGGAUGGCUGCGGCUACAGCACGCCCACGAAGCCCUUGGCACCACCAGGUCAAGCACGUCUUGGCCAUUUGGACACGGUCUUGACUCCUCUAUCAGCCCGGCAACUAUCGCUGGAGACGACUGUGUUGACCCCUCCGCCUGCUCCCCGACCGGCAGUGGCAACGCUGGUCUCAGAGCCCGAAGCAGAACCGGCAGUGCAAUCGGCUCCAAUGGAGACGUCUGUGGCAGUUUCGGAGCCGGUGCUGCCAGUGCCGCAGGCUCCGAUGCAGACCUCGGCUUCCGUUCCAGAACCUGCGCUACAGGCCCCCAUGGAUACAUCGGAGGCUACGGUUGCUGUGCCAGCGCCGGAGAUACAGGAGGAGCCUCUGCCAGAAGCUUUCCACGUAGAGCACCAGGACCUCGCACAGCAACAGACGCAGAUGUCAGGGCGCCAGCGCAGCCGCAGCCGCGAUAGCGGCAAAAAAGACGUGCGUAGCCCCGAGAUGGCCAAGGAGGCAGCAUCAUCGCAAAUUGUGGCUGCAGCAGCGCCGGUACAGCCGCCAACGGCAGGGGCAGAAGCCGCGGCUGUUCCGUCGGCAGCGCCACAGGCACUGGGGGCCGAGCCGGGGCCCGUCGCAGCAUCAGCAGAGGCAACGCAGGCUCCAAAGCAUGCUACGAAAGUGUUCCCUACAUGGGCGCAGGUCACCGGGAAGUCGGGAAUUGGCAGCGCCAUGGCCCCCUUCCGUCUUCCUGCGAAAUCGCCGUUAGAGAAGCAGGUGUCCAAGGCGGAGGUCUCAAGCGGAGGUCAGAAGGAAGGUGAAGCAGGGGCGUCUCCUCGAAGGAGCAGGAGUAUUCGUCUUAGACUAGACGGUGCCCCAAAGCCUUCACCACCACUAGCUGCUCCAGAUUCUUCCAGUCUUGUCCCGGCGGCGCAGGUAGCCAAGCCUACUGAGACCAGACAAAGCUUGCAGCAAAGGGGCGCCAUCAGAGGCGACGGCGUACCGCAGAUGAAUUCCCGCACUCUGCGCAACGGGAGGCACGUGGAGAAUGCCCAGGCGCAUGUGCUGUCGAACUCCAAAGAGGCCAGGGUGCAACGGCAAAACAGUCGCGCACGGGUUUCGCAGGCAGAGGAGGAGUCCGCUGAGAGAACGCCACCGCCGCCGACAAAAAGAAAGAAGGCUGCCAAGGACGAAGAUGAAGAGUGGGAUCCUGAAAAGGAUGAUGACUGCGAAUCCGAUGAGGGAUCCGACUGCCGCACCGACGGCAACAACAAGAAUAGGAAGCGGGUCAAGCCGAAAACUGGUAACCUACGGUCACCCAGCAGAUCGCAGCGACCCAGAGGUCCAAAGGCGCCGAAAGCAAAGGCGAAGUCUCAGUCUAGGCCCAGAGCGAUGCCCAAGGACAUCUCAGCGAAAGCAGGCGCUCAAAAGAGGAGCAUGCACGCCCAGCCGACACCGUUCGGUCAGGCGCCACGUCCGAGGCCAACAAGCGAGUCCAUUCAAAUGCCGCGGCGAUUGGACUAA